AUGCACUUCCGUCUGACAUUCCAGACUCUGGUGGCGGGCGACGGAUUCUUUGAGAUGCGCAUCGAAAAAUUUCAGCUGGACGAGAACUUCCCAGCUUCGAAGUGUUGCCAUCAAGGAGGAGACGUGGCUGAUCAAUCCUUCACAGCAUGUCUCGCAAAAUGUCAAUUCCUCAUUCGUGUCUGUCUCGACAGAUACCAGACAGUCUGGAACGCCGACAGACUGCCCGAAUGUCCGAUGGGCAGCAAAACCGUCCCUCUUCCGCUGACUCAGCUCAAGAAACCGCUGGCUACCAUCGAUUUCCUCGUUCCGAGCAGGUGGCAGGAGAAUUUCACUCUCAUUCUGGACGUUCUUCAUGACGUCGGCGAGUCAGGUAUGAUUUGGCAAUCGAGAAAAAAGCAUCGAUUUUUGUUUCUCCUCAAGAUCAUCAUUCCAUACUUUGAGUUUCCUGAUUUCCACCUCGUAGCACCACCAAAGCUCAUCUUCCGACUUCCCUCGAAUGAAGUCAACGUUACCUCCUACCACCACUGGAAGGUGAAAUCCUUCGGUAGUCGGUCGUUUCCCAGCUACGCGCAGCCUCAAUCUCAAACGGCGCCCGCACAACGCGGAAUCGGCCUCAGCGUUCUCACGACGUUUAUUUUUAAAUGCGCACCGGGAUUCUUCGGUCCACUGUGCGAAGAUGAAUGCAACCAGCAUGGAAAUCAGCCAGGUGCCGCGGCAGAGUGUGAGUCAGAGCAGCCGCAGUGUCCGCAGGGCUACACUGGGCGGCAUUGCGACAUUCCGAUUUGCAGCCAGGGGUGCCAAAACGGCGACUGUGUGGAUCCAAACACCUGCAGCGAGUUUCUGUACAUUUGCAGAUGCCAUCAGGGUUGGAUUGGAGACGACUGCAGCACGUGUCAAGUUUAUCCCGGAUGCAAACACGGUGCAUGCUUGGUUGAUGCUGGAACAAAUCGACAACUCCCAUUCACAUGCGCGUGCAGUGACGGAUGGGGCGGAAUGCUCUGUGAUAUAGAUCUCCAAUUUUGUCAAAACAACAAAGGCGUCUGCAAGAACCAUGGGAAGUGUGAGAACGUGCGCAAUGCCAACGGCCAAUCGUAUCGCUGUGUCUGUGCCCCCGGCUUCAGGGGCGACCAUUGUGAAAUGCGGCAACUUGACUGUCUCAGCAGCGGGUGUCGAAACGGUGGUCAGUGCACCCAACACUUGGAUGGGCAGAGCCGCUGCAUUUGCCCGAAAGGCUACUACGGCAACUUGUGUGAGUUCAAUCAGACCGUCUGCUCGGAGCAUCCGUGCCAGGCCACGAAUUCCGUCUGUCAUCCUUUACCGAAGGCAACUAAUGGGCGACAGUUUUACUGCACCUGUCCACCGGGCUACACUGGCGACAACUGUGAAAUCAACAUCGACGACUGCGCCUCAAAGCCCUGUCAAAAUGGAGCCUUUUGCGAAGACCUCAUCAGCAGUUAUCGGUGCAUUUGUCCAUCUGGAUUCUCUGGAAUUUGGUGUGAGAAGCACGAAACCGAAUGCCCUCCAAAACUGUGUCCACAAGGCUCCAGUUGCUUCAAGACGGAGGGCGGUGCCUUCAAGUGCUCACCCAUAAAUGCAGCCACCCCCCAAAAGCUCACGAGUCCUCUGGUCGCCAACGUGACCCCAUCGACGCCCACGGAUGCUGUUUCCACUGAAAAGAGCAACGUCGUCAUGGUGCAUCUGCAGCCCUCCUUUCUGACCUUGACGGUCGGCAUUCCGGUGGCGGUGGCUUUGUCUGGCCUUGUCCUAGCGAUAGCAGUGUGCCUCUUCAUGGUGGCGUGCGUGUGGAGAAGGGAAAAAAAUCGAUCCAAGGGGAAACCGCCGCCACAGAGCUUCUUUCCGAAGCUCUCACUUGAGGACGACGUGAACGGCUACGGCUCGGAGACGUCGACGAUCUGGUCCGCCUACGAGCCCCUCAACCCCACCCGAUCCAAGGACACUGGCCUACCCAAACUCUCGCUCUAUCCGAAGUUCAAGGUCAACGACAGAGCCAAGCCGUCGGAACCCUCGUUGUACGACCAGAAGCGCUAUUCUGAGGCUCCCGGUGGACGUCCCUACUCAAUCCACGUCUCCCCGACCCUCACCUAUGAGCAGCCGGGGGGAUACGAUGAGACCCGUGUGCCAACGCUCCCCCCGCGACCAGCCAAGGCGGGACCCCUUGUCACGUACUCGUCCACCCUCCUCAGACCGUUUUUCUAUCCUCUAACCCCACAGACUUUGUUCUCUGGACAACGAUUUCUCAAUCCGCCACCGGAGGUGUCGUAUGCAGACCUCUCUAAUGGCAUGAAAAGGCACAAGGACACAAUCGUCUACACUCUGCUAAGGCCCAAUAAAAUGCACCAGAGCUUCUACACAGACCCUUCAUCCGGGAAGCAGCCCUCAAAUAGCGGUGGCAACGGUGCCGACAAGACAACAUGCGGUCGUCAACACAGCAACCAUCCACACUUGGCGCUGAUCGAGACGAAGCGCGUUGGAGACUUCCAAAAUAGCCGGGGGCACAAGAAGGAUUUCUCACUCCCUGCCCUUAUCUGA
This is a messenger RNA of Mesocestoides corti, 2550 nucleotides long. NCBI's taxonomy places the organism in Eukaryota, Metazoa, Platyhelminthes, Cestoda, Cyclophyllidea, Mesocestoididae. The record is from the annotation of a GenBank genome assembly.